UCAAAGAAUAAGCAUCUCAAGGCAUGAGAAGGCGAGCUCCGCGACCGCGUUCACCGACAGCAGCCGCUCGACAAUGAGAAGGUGUGGAGGCUCGGCCGCCGCUGUCGGACGGGGAGCUCGUGUGGAGCUGGUCAUUAGACGCCAGGGUGAGAGCUAGAGACUGCCUUUCAUGAGUGGCAGCGGCUCUGUCUGCUGGGAUAUUGUUCGGAGGAAAAGUGCGGCGAUAUCGGACGACGUGUCUAUAACUGAUUCAUGUCAUGUCAGCGGGGCGCAGUGUGGACGGGCGGGAGCAGCAGGUGGCGCUGCAGCAGUGCUUCACUACGCGUGAAGGUUUCCUGCCUCUGCGCGAAGGCUUCAGAGAUCACUUUGUCAUGCCACCUGAGCCCAAGUACUGCUGCGAAGCCUGCCAGUUGGUGCUGUGUAAACCGCGGCAGACGGAGUGCGGCCACCGCUUCUGCGAAACCUGCAUCAAGGACCUGCUCAGUAAACCUAAUCCAGUGUGUCCAGCUGACAGAGAACCACUGUUUGAAGAUAAGAUAUUCCGUGAUGUUUGCUGCUACAGAGAGAUUUUGUCCUUGAAGGUUUACUGCAGGAGCUCCAAGAAUGGCUGUAAAGAGCAGAUGAGUCUACAGCAGGUUAUGGACCACUUGAACGUGUGUGAGUACUUUGAAGUGCCCUGCCCUUUGGGAAAGUGUAAAGAGAAGAUCAUGAGGAAAGACAUGGCCGAGCACUUGAGCCGCAAAUGCAAACACAGAGAGACCACCUGCGAAUUCUGCAAACACAAAAUGGCCCUCACAGAGCUACAGAAACACAAGGAAACGGUGUGUCUUGCGUAUCCAGUGAAGUGUCCUAAUCAUUGUUCGUUUUCCUCUAUAUUAAGGAGUGAGAUGUCCAGUCACCAGCAUGACUGUCCAAAGGCUCAAGUCACAUGCCCCUUUUUUCGUUUUGGCUGUUCCUACAAGGGAUUAAACCAAGAAAUGAGGGAGCACGAAUCAAGCUUUGCCUCAGAACACCUGCGGCUGAUGGUGGCCAGAAACAACACACUAGAAGCCAAGGUGGAAGAAGUGAAGAGUGAGCUGAUGGAACGCUACAAAGUUCUCCCCAGUCUGAGCAGCCGCCUUACAGAAGUGGAUGCGCAGUAUGAGGAGAUGAGGGAGAAAUACCGGCAGCUGGAGCUGAAGCUAUCCUCCAUGCAGAAGCUGAUGAGUUCUCACUCAGAGAAGCUCCUGGAGGUGGAGAUGGAGCUGCGGGACCUGCGGCCGCUGAGGGCGAUGAGGGAUGAAGUGGAAGCUUUGAGGGGAGCUGUGGAGAGCAUGCGCUCUAUGGUAGCAUCUCUCGACUCUGCCCGAACCGGUGCUGGUACACUUACCCUGGCCUCCUUAGAUGAGCAGCUGUCGAGUCACGACCAGAUGCUUAGUGUCCACGACAUCCGGCUGGCGGACAUGGACCUGAAGCUGCAGGUUCUGGAGACGGCCAGCUUCAACGGCACGCUCAUCUGGAAGAUCCGCGACUACAAGAGGCGGAAAGCAGAAGCUGUGGCCUCCAAGACGCUCUCGCUCUACAGCCAGCCCUUCUACACCGGCUACUUCGGCUACAAGAUGUGCGCCCGCGUCUACCUGAACGGAGACGGCAUGGGCAAGGGCACUCACCUGUCGCUGUUCUUCGUGGUGAUGCGCGGCGAGUACGACGCCCUGCUGCCCUGGCCCUUCAAGCAGAAGGUGACGCUCAUGCUGAUGGAUCAAGGCCCGGCACGCAAACACCUGGGUGACGCCUUCAAGCCUGAUCCCAACAGCAGUAGCUUCCGCCGGCCCACCGGAGAGAUGAACAUUGCCUCGGGCUGCCCGCUCUUCGUGGCCCAGACCGUGUUGGAAAACGGCACUUACAUCAAGGACGACACCAUCUUCAUCAAGGUCACGGUGGACACGUCUGACUUACCCGACCCGUGAAGGUCAGGCUAGCCCAUUCGCUUCUAGUCCCAAGGGCCUGGUGCUCAGUGUGGACGUCAGUAGGCCACGGGGGUGGAAAACGGAGAGGAGCUGGAUCCAGGGCAGAGAAUGAAGAGAGAUACACACAAGUGAGUCCUGAGAGUCCCCCGGUCUCAGAGUUCUGGUCCAGAAGAUGUGUGAGGUGUGGUCUUUUUAAGGUCGCCGUUUGUUGGAAGAUGGUUGGAUGGAUGGAUGAAUGGACGGAUGGAAUGGAUCGUGUUCAUUUGCCAGGGUAGUGAAGGUCUACGGCCUGUGGUUAUGGUGUUCAACACAGAGAAGAGCAGAGAAGAGCAACUCUAAUUAAUUAAACAAAACGUGCAUUUGAUGGUAGUGCUGGGGUUAACUGACAAUGUGAGGAGGCGCCUGAAAUAAUAAAUAAAACUGUUCCACACAUCAGCAGCGAAGUCUAUAUAUUUAACGAACAAGAGAUGCCUUGUAUUUGGUUGUAUUCAGUGACAAUUGGAUGUUUUAAUAAAGCAUUGUUUAGUGUAUAAAUGUUCGGAUGAGUCCAUAUAGAGCAGACUUUCGUGAGUAGGAUGUGUCGUGUUUGCAGGCAGUGGUAGUGGCAAAUUUGUGUUGAUGGAACCGGGGAAGGAAAGCAUGAGGAUGUAAGUUGAGCACUAAUAACUGUGCUAGAGCUCCCUCAGUAUGGGGGCAAUAAAAAAAUUAAAAAAAAAAAAAAAAAAA
Astyanax mexicanus (Mexican tetra) is the source of this 2672-nucleotide messenger RNA. RefSeq names its product TNF receptor-associated factor 3 (gene traf3). The transcript has 12 exons. Bases 258 to 1946 code for a protein of 562 amino acids. Gene Ontology annotation, biological process: regulation of cytokine production; positive regulation of JNK cascade; regulation of defense response to virus. NCBI's taxonomy places the organism in Eukaryota, Metazoa, Chordata, Actinopteri, Characiformes, Acestrorhamphidae. The record is from RefSeq and is a predicted model, not a curated record. Gene Ontology annotation, molecular function: tumor necrosis factor receptor binding; zinc ion binding. Gene Ontology annotation, cellular component: plasma membrane signaling receptor complex.